CGCAGUGCGUGGCCCGCUCGUCAGGGCGCCGCUGAGUCGGAGCGCUUGGAGGGUCGCUCGCUCCCUCGGCCGGGCAGGCGGGCGGCGCGAUGGGCCCGUAGCCGAGCGCGGAGGAGGAAGAGGAGGAGAACGCCGCCGCCGCCGCCAUGGCCGACCCGGCCCCGGCUCGCAGCCUCGACGACAUCGACCUCUCCGCCCUGCGGGACCCUGCCGGCAUAUUUGAGCUGGUGGAGGUGGUCGGCAAUGGGACCUACGGGCAGGUCUACAAGGGCCGCCAUGUCAAGACGGGGCAGUUGGCUGCCAUCAAGGUCAUGGAUGUCACGGAGGAUGAAGAGGAGGAGAUCAAGCAGGAGAUCAACAUGCUGAAGAAGUACUCCCAUCACCGCAACAUCGCCACCUACUAUGGGGCCUUUGUCAAGAAGAGCCCUCCCGGGAAUGACGACCAGCUCUGGCUUGUGAUGGAGUUCUGCGGUGCUGGCUCCGUGACGGACCUGGUGAAGAACACUAAGGGCAACGCGCUGAAGGAAGACUGCAUCGCCUACGUCUGCCGGGAGAUCCUCCGGGGACUGGCUCACCUCCACGCCCACAAGGUGAUCCACCGAGACAUCAAGGGGCAGAAUGUGCUGCUCACGGAGAACGCGGAGGUGAAGCUGGUCGACUUCGGGGUCAGUGCCCAGCUGGACCGCACAGUGGGGCGUCGGAACACGUUCAUCGGUACCCCUUAUUGGAUGGCACCGGAGGUGAUUGCCUGUGAUGAAAAUCCAGAUGCCACGUAUGACUACAGAAGCGACAUCUGGUCCCUGGGGAUCACUGCCAUUGAGAUGGCCGAAGGAGCCCCUCCCCUGUGCGACAUGCAUCCCAUGCGUGCUCUCUUCCUGAUCCCGCGCAAUCCCCCACCCAAGCUGAAGUCCAAGAAAUGGUCCAAGAAGUUCAUCGAUUUCAUUGACAACUGCCUGAUCAAAGCCUACCCCAACCGGCCCCCCACGGAGCAGCUGCUCAAGUUCCCCUUCAUCCGCGACCAGCCCACCGAGCGGCAGGUCCGCAUCCAGCUCAAGGACCACAUCGACCGCACCCGCAAGAAGAGGGGGGAGAAGGACGAGACGGAGUACGAGUACAGUGGCAGUGAGGAAGAGGAUGAUGGGCGCGGUGAGGAAGGAGAGCCAAGCUCCAUCAUGAACGUCCCCGGGGAGUCCACCCUGCGGAGGGAGUUCCUCCGCCUGCAGCAGGAGAACAAGAGCAACUCGGAGGCCCUGAAGCUGCAGCAGCAGCUGGCCGCCCAGCACCGCGACUCCGAAGCCCACAUCAAGCACCUGCUGCACCAGCGCCAGCGCCGCAUCGAGGAGCAGAAGGAGGAGCGCCGGCGAGUGGAGGAGCAGCAGCGCCGAGAGCGGGAGCAGCGGAAGCUGCAGGGCAAGGAGCAUCAGCGGCGCCUGGAGGACCUGCAAGUGAUGCGCCGGGAAGAGGAGCGCCGGCAGGCCGAGCGGGAGCAGGAGUACAUCCGGCACAAGCUGGAGGAAGAGCAGAGGCAACUGGAGAUCCUGCAGCAGCAGCUCCUGCAGGAACAGGCCCUGCUGCUGGAGUACAAGCGGAAGCAGCUGGAGGAGCAGCGGCAGUCGGAGCGGCUGCAGAGGCAGCUCCAGCAGGAGCACGCCUACCUCAAGUCCCUGCAGCAGCAACAGCAGCAGCAGCAGCAGCAACCGAAGCCCCUCUACCACCACAACCGCAGCAGCGCAGCCGCCCCCGAGAAGCCCCCCUGGGCCCGUGAGGUGGAAGAGCGGAGCUGCGUCAACAGGGAGAACUCGCCCUCCCUGGCCGCCAAGGCCAAGCUGGGAGGCACUGGGCAAGACGCUGCCGCCCAGCCCUGUGCCGAGCCGGGGUCCCUGGCCUCGUCCUCGCAGACGCCCCCCAUGCAGCGCCCUGUCGAACCCCAGGAGGGGCAGCACAAGAGCCACCUGGCCCAUCGCGUCCCGCUCAAACCAUACGCUGCCCCCGUCCCCCGCUCCCAGUCGCUGCAGGACCAGCCCAGCAAGAACAUGGCUGCCUUCCCUGUCCAUGACUCCGCCUCCUCCUCCGCCCCACCCCCUCCUCGCGGGGGCAUGAUCCGGCAGAACUCUGACCCCACUUCCGAGGGGCCUGCCCCACAGCCCUCCCGGCCGACCGCCGACCAGCGAGGACCUUGGGUCAAAAUGGACCCCGAUGGCCCUCCCCAGGUGCCCCAGCGAACGUCCUCCAUAGCAACCGCCCUCAACACCAGUGGAGUGACCGGCAGCAGCAGCACGCGGCCGGUCCACGCUGUCCGAGCCAGGCCCCGUAGCAAGUCUGCGUGGCACAUCCACAUGCAGAGCCGGCUGGAGAAGGGGCCCCGGGGGGGGAACCCUUUGCCAGCCCCUCCUCUCCCCUCACUUGCUGGCCGGACCCCUUCCGGGCCAAACACCAGUAGCAACCCUGACCUCCGCAGGAGUGACCCCGGCUGGGAGCGCGGGGACAACCUGCUGCAGUCGGGGGCCGCCAACCUGCCCCAGGCAGGCUCCCUGGAGCGCAACCGCGUGGCAGCUCCCCUGAAGCUGGAGGGCUCCCCCAUCCUGUCCCAAGGCAGGAAGGCCAAGGCGGACGACCAUCGCUCGCGGCCGGGGAGACCAGCCAGCUAUAAGCGGGCAAUUGGUGAGAAUUUCGUCCUGCUCAAGGAGCGCCCGGAGGAGGCGGCCCCCAAGCCGCUCAAGAAGGCCCUGGACUACUCCUCCUCCAGCGAAGAGGCCGACUCCAGCGAGGAAGAGGAGGAGGAGGAGGAGGAGGAAGAGGCGGGCGAGGGGGAGCACUCGGAGCCUGGCACGAGCACCCCCGGGGCCAGGGACGGCGACACGGACUCAGUGAGCACCAUGGUGGUGCACGACUUGGAGGACCUGACGGGCGGCAGCGGGGGCUCCGAGAGCUCCUACGGCGAGGGCACCAUGCUGGUGCAGCGGACCCCCGAGGAGGAGCGUGGCCUCCUGCACAGCGACAGCAACGGCUACACCAACUUGCCUGACGUGGUUCAGCCCAGCCACUCUCCCACGGAAGCCAAGAGCAGCAACGGGUCCUCCUCCCCCACCAAGGAGGGGGCCUCUGACUACCAGUCGCGGGGGCUGGUCAAGGCUCCGGGCAAGAGCUCCUUCACCAUGUUUGUGGAUCUGGGCAUCUAUCAAAGCUCCCCUGGGGGAGGAGACACCAUCCCCAUCACGGCCUUCGACCCCGGGCGGCUGGAGCAGCUGCAGCUGGAGGCCCGGAAGGGCUCCGUGGUCAACGUGAACCCUGCCAACACGCGGCCCCACAGUGACGCCCCGGAGAUCCGCAAGUACAAGAAGCGCUUCGGCUCGGAGAUCCUCUGCGCAGCCCUCUGGGGGGUCAACCUGCUGGUGGGCACUGAGAACGGGCUGAUGCUGCUGGACCGCAGCGGUCAGGGCAAGGUCUACGGCCUCAUCAACCGCCGGCGCUUCCAGCAGAUGGACGUCCUGGAGGGUCUGAACCUGCUGACCACCAUCUCAGGAAAGAGGAACAAGCUGCGGGUCUAUUACCUCUCCUGGCUGCGCAACAAGAUUUUGCACAACGACCCGGAAGUGGAGAAGAAGCAAGGCUGGACCACCGUGGGGGACCUGGAGGGCUGCCUCCACUACCGCGUGGUGAAGUACGAGCGGAUCAAGUUCCUGGUGAUCGCGCUGAAGAGCUCGGUGGAGGUCUACGCCUGGGCCCCCAAACCCUACCACAAGUUCAUGGCCUUCAAGUCUUUCGCCGACCUGCCGCACCGGCCGCUGCUGGUGGAGCUGACGGUUGAGGAAGGGCAACGGCUGAAGGUCAUCUACGGCUCAUGUGCCGGAUUCCACGCCAUCGAUGUGGACUCCGGAAACAACUACGACAUCUACAUCCCGGUCCACAUCCAAUCCCAGAUCACCCCACACGCCAUCGUCUUCCUGCCCAACACGGACGGGAUGGAGAUGCUGCUUUGCUACGAGGACGAGGGCGUCUACGUCAACACUUACGGGCGCAUCAUCAAGGACGUGGUCCUACAGUGGGGGGAGAUGCCCACCUCCGUGGCGUACAUCUGCUCCAAUCAGAUCAUGGGCUGGGGCGAGAAGGCCAUUGAAAUCCGCUCGGUGGAGACGGGGCACCUAGAUGGCGUCUUCAUGCACAAGCGGGCCCAGCGGCUGAAGUUUCUGUGCGAACGCAACGACAAGGUGUUCUUCGCCUCAGUGCGCUCCGGGGGCAGCAGCCAGGUCUACUUCAUGACCCUGAACAGGAACUGCAUCAUGAACUGGUGAAGGCCGCUGCUGGUCCUGCUCGGCGGGAGGAUCCCCAGCCGGCCCAGAGAGUCUUGGGGGGGGGGCUGGGGGCACAGGGCUUCUGGCAGAGGGGGAGGCUCCUGUGAGUCUUCCAGGGCAAACCAGACUGGGUGGGCUAGCUUUCUUUCUCAAGGAGGCUACAGGAUCAUUCAAUCUGGGGGUACAGCCCCCCCCCUUUCAGCCACCAGAUCCAUCAUCAGGGCCAAUCUCCCCUUCUGCCCCCCUCACCCCAGAGGCCCUGCCUCCCUCCCCUCCCCCCAAGGCCACCCACACAUUCCGUGGCAGCUGGGAGGGGAGGGGGGCUCUCAGUCAGAGCCUCUCCCAGUGAUCCCAGCCCCCCCAACUUGCUGUCUUGAGCUGGAGGAAGAAUACCCCUCAUCCCAAUUGCGAGGGGGGGAAUGAUGGAACAAAUGACACACACACACACACAUAUACACACCCCUUACACUCUCACCCGUGAACUCAACCUUCUGGCCCUCUUCUGUUUCUCCCCUCCUUGUGAUUUGGGCACCACAGUACCCCCCCCACGUGACCCCCCCCCUCUUUGCUCUCUGGAAUCCUUGAGGGGGGAGACUGGCUGCUCUCGGGAGUCCCCCUCCUCGCUCCCCCCCCCCCGCUGGCCCCCAGCUUUGGGCUUCACCUGGAUGUAUAUCUAGAAUUUUCUCUCCCAUUAACCACGGGGGAGCUCUGUAUAUUUUGCUUUAAUUAUUCUUUUGUAAUGGCAAUUUAAGUAAUUAACUAAUGAAGCACUUUAAUGGCCCAGCUCAUCAGGUUGGGCAGGGGGCACCCUCAGAGGCCUGGGCCACCCCUCCUCCUCCGGGGUGGGCCCUCUGCUGGCUCCAGGAGUGGGGGGGGCUUUCCCCCUUCCCCAGGCAGAGGCACUGUCUGCUUUUGUCCCCCUCCUCCCCCCCUCGCCCCCCCCCCUUGGCUAGGCUUGGGAUGCUUCCACAGGGCUUACUCUGGUGGCGGCUGGGGCAGAGGCAGGCCAGGACACCGCGGCUCCUGUUUGCAACUUGAUUUUCUUGUCCAGUUUGCUUGCAUUUGUAUAUAACCCCCUCCCCGACUCCUCUGUGGAAAAGGGAGCUCCCCCCCCCAGGGAUCAGUGGUGGCCUUUGCAUUUCAUCUCUUGAUAAAGAACCAAAAUCCUC
This is a messenger RNA of Crotalus tigris (Tiger rattlesnake), 5461 nucleotides long. RefSeq names its product misshapen like kinase 1 (gene MINK1). The record is from RefSeq and is a predicted model, not a curated record. Gene Ontology annotation, molecular function: protein kinase activity; ATP binding. Lineage: Eukaryota; Metazoa; Chordata; Lepidosauria; Squamata; Viperidae. The transcript has 34 exons. The coding region runs from base 147 to 4292 and encodes 1381 amino acids. Gene Ontology annotation, biological process: protein phosphorylation.